Molecule: messenger RNA, 342 nt
Organism: Daktulosphaira vitifoliae (grape phylloxera)
Lineage: Eukaryota; Metazoa; Arthropoda; Insecta; Hemiptera; Phylloxeridae
Gene: crim
Exons: 4
Coding region: 1-342 (113 amino acids)
Biological process (GO): regulation of synaptic transmission, cholinergic; sleep; positive regulation of voltage-gated potassium channel activity
Source: RefSeq, a predicted model, not a curated record
AUGUUGUUUUUAACAGUUUUGUUGUCAUCAAUGGUUCUUUCAAAUCAUGGUUAUCUUCUUUGCUAUGAUUGUGUGUCAACACAUCCAGGUUGUGGUACACCAUUUAAAUGGCUUUGGUAUAAGUCUGUUUCAUGUCCUGAAGAAGAUGAUAUAUGUGUUAAAGUUAUUGAAAGAAAUGGAGCUGAUGAAAUUAUAACUCGAGGUUGUUUAAGUUCUUUAAAAGGUUUUCGUACAGAUAUUCCUGCCGAUAAGUAUGAAGGUUGUAGGAAAAGUGCAACUGAUAUAAAAUUAGGACAUUAUAGAUCAUUUUUCAUCAACUACAUGGUGCUUUUGCUAUUUUGA